Molecule: messenger RNA, 932 nt
Organism: Raphanus sativus (radish)
Lineage: Eukaryota; Viridiplantae; Streptophyta; Magnoliopsida; Brassicales; Brassicaceae
Exons: 7
Coding region: 70-807 (245 amino acids)
Source: RefSeq, a predicted model, not a curated record
UCUAGAUUUGCUUAUUAUUCGGAGCUAGGGCUUUUAUACCAUCAUCUAGAUUUGCUUUUAUCUGUGUUGAUGGCGAAUCAUUCAUGGUCAAACGGUGAUAACAUGAAUCACCAAAACGCAUACUUAGGAAACUCCACGACGUCGCCGGAAAGCUCAGAGAUAAAACACCUCCCAGGUAUCGCCAUGAAUUGGAGCUCCGAAGAACAAGCGAUUCUCGAAGCUGCUCUUGUUAGGUAUUCGCGGGAACCGAGUCCGAGCAUCUUACGAUACGCAAAAAUCGCGUCAGAGCUUCAGCACAAGACCGUUAGAGACGUUGCUAUGCGUUGCAGAUGGAUAAAUAAAAAGAGAAGACAAGAAGAUCACAAUGGAAGAGCCGGUACUGUUGACAAUGAGGAGACUAUAGAUAUGGUGGUGGCUUCAAACUCGGCUCCACGUCUUCUUAGAGAAGAAGAUAGGGUCAUCCAUGAGCUUCUUAAACAGAAUGAGCAACUCCUCAAUCAGAUUUAUUCAAAUCUCACAUCAUCAAGGUUGAGAGAGAACUUAACACUCUUCUACAAUACCCGCCAAAACAUCAACAAUCUUCUCAAAAACUUGAGGGAGAAGUCGCCAGAGCCGAUGAAGCGUAUGCCAUGGCCGGAGAAACUGAGUGAUGAUCAUGAUGAGCUACUUGAUUCGAUCCUAAUUCAUCUCUCUACUUCAACAACUUCACCAAAGCAAAAACAAUCGCCGGAGGAGGAAUCGAGCUCUGCUCAUGAUCAGCUACUUGAGUCAAUCUUUCUUCCCUCAACUACACCAAAGCAACCAUGAACGAGACUCUUUGUUUUUUUCUUCUUCCAGAUAUUAAGGUUUUUUUUUUGUUUCUAUCAGUAGAAACCCUACCGUAGAAUACAAGUUAAGGUUUUUUUUUUCUUUUUUUUUGGUAUGACACAAGU